Messenger RNA from Labeo rohita (rohu), 2551 nucleotides. Its product is annotated as centromere protein J. The record is from RefSeq and is a predicted model, not a curated record. Bases 315 to 2360 code for a protein of 681 amino acids. Gene Ontology annotation, cellular component: nucleus; centrosome; centriole. NCBI's taxonomy places the organism in Eukaryota, Metazoa, Chordata, Actinopteri, Cypriniformes, Cyprinidae. Gene Ontology annotation, biological process: cilium assembly; centriole elongation. The transcript is spliced from 14 exons. Gene Ontology annotation, molecular function: tubulin binding.
UGGCAACUAAAAACACCAAUGAAGUUGCACCAUCAGCAGAGUUCAGACGCUUGUCUCCUAUUAAAGAAGAGGCUUCAGAACCUGCACAGGAAGACUGUCCUGUUAGCCCUUUUGGAUCAAGGCAAAGUCUCCCACCAAACCCAGAGGAAAGGCCUAUUCGACCAGGACUGAAAGAAGAGCAAAAAACAUUUGAAGAUUUUGUUGAAGAACAUCUCAAAACAGACUAUAAACAAGCUAUUCUCCAACAUGAGAUUCAGACUAAUACACAAAUCAGAGGAGCAGAGAAGAGAAAUUUCCUUCGUAAAGGAGAAGGAAUGUCUAGAAUUUCAAAGGUUAAGGACUGCUCACAAAGACUCCAGAGGAGACGCUCUGUUAGUCCACAAAUGGUGAACAUGAAGCUCAGUCAGCAGACAGUACAUCCCGCUGAAUUUCAUCAGAAAGAGAUGCCAAAUAGGACCAGUCCUGGACUGAAGAGCGUGAGAAACCUCACUGAACAGAGAUCUGGCAUGGAAGACUCUUUAAAGAAGACCGUUGCUUUACAAGAUGAUGAUUUAUCAUCAAACGACAAAGGGAAAGUCAAAGCUUUAACUACUAACAACAGUACAGCCUCACUUAAAACUAAGCACAGUGUAGGAGUCAUGAGGAAUUAUGGUAAAACCAAUUGUGGCAAGUCAAGUGGAUCCGCUCUGGCACAAAGCAAAGAAAGUGUUGGCUUUAAAAAAGUUAAUGACCACAUAGUCAAAAUCUCUGAGAAAAAUUGUACAAACUACAGCCAGAAAGGGGAAAUGCUUAAAUAUGUCAGUCUAGCUGACGAAGUGAUGGAGUCACUGGCUUUUAACGAUUCUCCAGGCACCACUAGUAGUGAGGACGGACCCAGCUCUCAGUCUCACCAGCCGUCACCUCAUUAUCUCUCAAGGCACACAGAUCACAAAGAUCAGAGUCUGGAUUUGUCAGAUGGCGAUUACGCUAGUGACGCUCCGAGUGAGACUCGCUUCAAUGAAGAACAUCAGACUUCUACUCCUACGUCCAGUUCUUCAAGCUUCAGCAGUGAUUCUGAACUCAAAAGCUUACAGAGGUCUAUGGCUAACUGCAAAAAAACACAUGUAAGGAGGACCGACAGUGACUUUAGACAGCCUUCUUCUCACCUCUCAAAGAUGUUCCCAAAAGUCAAAGUUACUCUAGAAGACACCACUCAUAGCAUGGGACAAGAGCAACCACAUACUCCAAUCAGGGAAGAGAUGGGAGUGCAUGGUUUUAAUGGUGAAGAUGUCUGCAGACCUUUGCUCAGGAUUAAGAAAGAACUUCAUGAACCUCAGGAUCUGAGACAGCAGAUCUCAUCUCUGAAGCAGCAGUUGAUGGAAAGGGAGUCUCACUGGUCAAAGGCCCACAGUCUCCUCCAGAGCCAUGUUAAAGCCCUCACCCGCGAAAACCAGGAGCUUCACAGCAGGCUCAAUGUGAACAAGAGAUCACACCAGAGUGCUGGUUCCUCUGCUCUUAAGCCUGGAUCAUACAACACAAAGAGAAGAGAGGAACCACAGCAGACCCCUCAUGUAAGAAGCGCAACUCCGGCCUUUAACAAACCCUCCAUGCAUAGGACACAACAGGACAAUGCAAAUGGACGCUCUGUUAGCAAAGCUAACAGGCUAACAGAAUGCACAGCCAACUCUUUAAGAAAAGAUCCUGCACUUUCCAUUGACAGUCAACUGAACAAUGCCAUGAUUACACAAGGCGGAAAGGGAAGUUUGUUUUAUCAUCAUACUGACCACAGUGAUACACAAAUGGGAUCAGACACAGUACGAGAGGAAACCUGCUAUCCGGAUGGAAGGGUAGAGCGUCUUUUUUGGAACGGAUGUCGUGUCAUCACAUUCCGCAAUGGAACAAAGAAAGAGAUCGGGGUUGAUAAGUCAGUCACUGUCACGUUCUUCAAUGGAGAUGUUAAACGCACGCUGGCUGACGGGACUGUGAUAUACUACUAUUGUGAUGCUCAGACAACACACUCAACUUAUCCAUCUGGGUUGGAGGUGGUACAGUUUCCAAACAACCAAAGAGAAAAACACCAUCCUGAUGGUACAAGGGAAAUAUCCUUCCCCGAUGGGACGAUUAAGAUUCUCUACGCCGAUGGUCGAGAGGAGAGCAUUUUUCCAGAUGGAACUGUUGUCAAGAUAUCACAACAUGGAGAAAAGGUGGUGGAGUUUACUAAUGGGCAGAGAGAGAUCCAUACCUCACAGUACAAGCGAAGGAUGUACCCGGACGGAACGGUUAAGACUGUCUACACAAAUGGGAGGCAAGAAACAAAGUUCUCAUCUGGGAGGGUUCGCAUUAAGAACAAUGAAGGCAUCAUUAUAAUGGACAAAAAAUGAACUUAAAAAAAAUGUAUUUAUUUGUUGCUUUUUAUAUUGAUAAAGAAUUUAGUAACUAUUGUUAUGCAUCUUUUACUGACACAAUGAAGAAGAAAAAAAUACUUUUUGGAGUUUCAGGUGUUGUUUUGUACUUGAUUUAUGGUAAGUACUAUAGUGUACUAUAGACACAGAUCUACAGAAGCCAUCAAAAA